Molecule: messenger RNA, 1220 nt
Organism: Ananas comosus (pineapple)
Lineage: Eukaryota; Viridiplantae; Streptophyta; Magnoliopsida; Poales; Bromeliaceae
Exons: 3
Coding region: 246-1049 (267 amino acids)
Source: RefSeq, a predicted model, not a curated record
UUCGUCUUUCAAUUCCGGCUCCUGUGCUCUCCCCUCUAGAUGCCGCUCCGAUUCCUGUUCCCUCUUUGGACGGAAUGUUGGGCGAGUUCAUGGUCAGGCCUUCUUCCCGUCGCGCCCGUUCCCGUUAGCGACGCUUCGUUUCGUUCGCCCUUAGAUGCCGCUCUGACUCCCGUUUCCUCUCUAGGCGGAAUGUUGGGCCGAGUUCAUGGUCGGCCCUUCUUCUGGUCGCGCCGUCCCCGUUAGUGAUGCUUCGUUUCGGCUUAUUCAUCCCCUCCGGUCACGAAAAUGCAAUCCCUCCGCGGGCUUCGAGCGAUCCCUCCGCGGGCUUCGAUUUCACCUCCAGGAAGUGGAUCGAGCAGAAGCUUCUUGAUUACAGUCAGGAGGCCGAGCGGUUCGGAGUGAUGGCGUCGCAUCUUAUUGUUGAGAUAAACUUUCAGCGAUUGUUGCGUAAUAUUUGUGAGAAGUUUUCCCUCCCUCCUCCGAGGUAUGGAAUCACCGUAGGCUCGAGCGAUCAAUUUUGCGCUUUUGUUGAUGUUGAAGUUCCAAGGUGUAGCCGCUUUAUGGAGGUUAUUACGUAUUGGGAUUCUCCGUCUUCCGAUUCGAGUUUGUCUGAAAAUAAAGCCGCUCGGACUGCUAUCGAGACGCUACGAAAUGAACUUCAAUUUGACAUUAGGGAUGCUAAUUAUACUGGAAAAAAUUAUUUUAAAAAUUUAUAUGAUAGUGCUUCCCAAAAAUAUGAAGAUUUUCGAAAUGAAUAUGAAAUGCUGAAGAAGGAACAUGUUGUACUCAAAAGGUUUCACAAAUCUUUACUGGAUGAAAGAGACCGGAUUCUCGGUGAUUGGAAUGAAAUUAGGGCGAGUAUUGGCAAGUGUCACAAUCUACUUGCUCAAUCCGACAUUGAUCUAAUGGAUACAGAUCAAUACAUAUUUGCCGCUGAAAAAUUACCAACCGCUGAAGAUCAUUUACCUGCAAAUGAAGCCUGUGCAGCAGAGUCCGCGUCAGGAACCGAAAAAGAUCCUGAACCCCCUUCUAAUUAUUAUAGGAACUAAGAUUAGGACGGUCAUGAACCGUCUUCUGAUUACUAUAGGAAAUAAGAUUAGAGCUUCCUUCGCUCUUUUGUUCUGACUUUUUGAAUGCCAUUUUGUAGUUUGUCAGUUUUAUGGUAUGUACGGGCAAUGCCAGAUAUUUUAUAAUAUAUUACUAAGUACUAUGGAUUAUUA